UUGAACAAGGUCCGCUCGGAGGUAUGAAAGCAGCCUUUGCUGAGGUCCAGAAUCAGUUCUCAUCAGUGCUCUCCGUUCUGACUGAGGAUGCUCUGGGCUGGUGGGAUGAAGCUGGGAACCUUCGAGAUCUUGCUAGUGUUCAUCCACGCAUCAGCAGCCUGUGAGUUUGGGCCCUUCCCUUACAGAGUCACCGGGAUUGUCUGCAGGAUGACGAAGCCUGCGGCAUUGCUGUUGAACCAGGAAACUGCACAGGUCAUUCAAGCAGCAUUCAGGAAUGCCAGAUUCCCAAAUAUCACUGGGGAAAGGUCCAUGCGUCUCCUCGGCAAGGUGGCUUACGGGCUGACCAACAUCCAGGUCAAUGACUUGUCCAUAGAGCAGAGCGAGGUGGAGCUCAAGGAGGACGAUGCCAUUCACAUUGCCAUUAAAAAUGUGACUGCCGUCUUCAAAGGGACCCUGACCUAUGGCUACGCCGGGGCUUGGUUGCUGCAGCUUUUCCAUUCAGUUGACUUUGAAAUCGAGACUUCCAUUGACCUCCAGAUAAACAUUAAACUGAUGUGCCAGAAGGACCAAGUGGCUGCCGAUGCCUCAGACUGCUACCUGUCUUUCCACAAACUGACGCUUCAUCUCCAAGGAGACAAGGAGCCAGGCUGGCUGAAGCAGCUCUUCACAGAUUUCAUUUCCUUCACUUUGAAGCUUGUUUUCAAGAGUGAGGUGUGCAAUGAAAUCAAUUCUCUUGCCCAGAUGCUGGCAAAUUUUGUACAUGAUUUAGCAGAAAAUUUUGUCCAGGAUGAAGAUAUCAAACUCGAUAUCUCCCUUGCAUCAGUUCCUUUAAUAAAAGCAAAUUACCUAGAAUCACAUCACAAGGGCCUUGUCCUGUAUAAGAACUACUCCGAUGUCUUCACUGACAGUGUUUUCUCCCCGUCGUUGUUGACUGAGUCCCGAAUGCUCUACUUCUGGCUGUCCGAACACAUCCUCAACUCUCUGGCUUCAGCGGCAUUCUUAGAUAAGCGCCUGGUGUUGACCAUCAAAGGGGAGGAGUUGCAGGCGCUGUUUGAAAUGGAAGACACAGAAGCACAGCGGAAGGCAGUGCAGAUGAUUUUUCAAGACAUCUCUUAUAAUAACUCUGUGGCCAAGGUGUGGAGUCUCGCCCAUCCCCAAAUCUCUGUUCAUCCUGAAGGCACUGUUGUGAAGUCCUUGGUAGCAGUGGAGGUCAGCGUCUUUCCUGCAGGAGAAGAGCCCCUGAUUGUUCUGUACAUGGAGAAGGAAGUCACGGUCACUAUCCAAGCUGCCUAUGCAGAAAAGAAACUAAUUUUGCACCCAUCGGACUCCAGGAUAGAGUUUAAAACCUUUGAUUGCAGAGCUGAUUCAAGUGGGAAUGACCCAUCCAUAAGAAACUUCCUGCAGACAAUGAUCUCAGUCGUAGGGAUUCCAGAAGUGAUUUCAAGGAUUGAAACAGCUUUGACUUCACUGUUGAACAGCAAAGGGAUUAACCUAUUUGAGAUCAGAAAUCCUGAGAUCAUCACAAGAAAGGGAUACGCGAUUGUGCAACUUGACUUUAGCUUCCCGAAUCAUUUGCUCCUUGAUUUUCUUGAGAAAAAAUUGUAGAACUGAUCUCUUCAUAAAGAAAUGUAGGAACUUGUGCACAAAUAGAAAGAUUGCUUGUGAACCAAUUAAAAGAAGAGCUGAUUCAAAUCAGCUUCAAUUGACUUUUCUUUCCUUUUCCUGAGAAACGCUCCUGUAUCUGUGCAGUUGUACUUCCAUGGAGCCUUUCCUCUGCUAAGAGCUUGAAGUCUGCACCUCUACGCACACUGUGUUUUCAGGAUGUUUAAAGCACUAUUUUGCUUUGGAGCAAGGGUUGGACUCUUGAGGUGCACGGGUUCUGGGUUAGCAUUCAUGGGAGGCAGCAGAAACCACCUUUGUCCACCUUUUACUCUCUCUGUUGUUACAUUUCGGAAACGUAGCACCUUUUGUGCUGAUCCUUGGUUUUCAUUUCUGCAAGCCAAGAGGAUCCUGACUUUCACAGACUUCAGCAACUGAAAUGACAUUACCAAACUCCAAGUAAGCUCAGAACCAGUUAUGCUAAAAGACCCAGGUAUGGCUGAGAAAGUAAAUGGGACAGAAAUUUACAGUGCAGCUCAGUAACAGAGAUCUCGUGCCCUGGGUAGCUUUUUAGAGAGUUUGUAG
This is a messenger RNA of Cuculus canorus (common cuckoo), 2184 nucleotides long. It is a transcript of the gene CETP, whose product is annotated as cholesteryl ester transfer protein. The record is from RefSeq and is a predicted model, not a curated record. The coding region runs from base 88 to 1605 and encodes 505 amino acids. NCBI's taxonomy places the organism in Eukaryota, Metazoa, Chordata, Aves, Cuculiformes, Cuculidae. Gene Ontology annotation, molecular function: cholesterol binding; phosphatidylcholine binding; triglyceride binding. Gene Ontology annotation, cellular component: high-density lipoprotein particle. Gene Ontology annotation, biological process: cholesterol metabolic process; triglyceride metabolic process; phospholipid homeostasis. The transcript has 16 exons.